Penicillium olsonii is the source of this 1932-nucleotide messenger RNA. NCBI's taxonomy places the organism in Eukaryota, Fungi, Ascomycota, Eurotiomycetes, Eurotiales, Aspergillaceae. The record is from the annotation of a GenBank genome assembly.
AUGUCGCUUUGUUCUAGAGGCGCACUAUUGCGAAAUGCAAGGCCCAAUUUGAUCCGUUUGACCUCCAGAAAUGUGACUCGAAUUUCACCACAACCAUUCCUCUCUCGCUCGCGCUUCACGCUGCAAAGCAAUGUUGUCUCAGGUCGCCAUAGCCCAUGUCAUAGCCAAUGCCGCAAGUUCUCGACAACACCUUUGCGGCGCGAAGAAGUCUCGGUCGACCCCUUAGCCAGUGUCUUGCCGGUCUGCUGUCCAGGAUGUGGCGCAUUCUCCCAAGUAGUCGAAGAAAACGAACCAGGAUAUUAUAGCCCAUCGCGAAAGCAAACCCGAAAGCUGUUCGCCGCGAGCAAAGAAAAAGCGCAGCACGAAAAAGCACCGCGCGACGAAAAUCCGAUCAACAAGGAGGAGAGAGAAGAUCCAUUGGACCUGGCCCAGAACCAACCCUCUGAGGAUGUCAGCCCGCCGAAGCCUACCAUGGAAGGAGCUUUCCCGGACAAAGCUGUCGAGCCCGAGGACAACUUCCGAGAGCCACCAGAUCGAAUGAGCCAUGUCUGUGACCGUUGUCAUGAUUUGAUACACCACAACAAAGCCAUUGCCUCCCCUAAGCCAACAAUCAUGUCGAUCAGGAAUUACCUUGAAGAGUCACCAUUCACAGAGAACCGUGUCUAUCAUAUUAUCGAUGCGGCCGACUUCCCAAUGUCUCUGGUCCCCAAAAUUCAUUGGGCUUUAAAGCUCCAGGAACAACGUUCAAGGAACCGCCGGGCCCCAAAUGAGAAGUAUUCGCGAGGAAGAAAACUUCCGACGAUAUCAUUCAUCAUCACACGGUCUGAUCUUCUGGCGGCAACAAAGGAUCAGGUAGACUCGAAGAUGGAGUACAUCCGCACAGAGCUCCGAGCAGCCCUUGGACGGUCAGGGAGAGAGGCCCGCUUGGGUAACGUGCACAUGAUCAGUGCCCACCGCGGCUGGUGGACGAAAGAGGUCAAAGAGGAGAUUCGUGAGCAUGGUGGCGGUAUCUGGGUCGUUGGCAAAGCCAACGUUGGAAAGAGCAGUUUCAUCGAGGCCUGCUUCCCGAAGGAUUCCAAGAACCUGGCCAAGAUCGAGGAGUGGAUGGAGCGCCGCGAAAAGAACGAACGCCCCCGGCAGCCACCUACGCCUGAAUCUGAUGGCUUGCUACCCCCUGCCCCUCCCGAAGAACUCUAUCCUGUGCUCCCAGUUGUGUCUUCCCUGCCCGGGACCACAGUCUCGCCUAUCCGAAUUCCCUUUGGUCGCGGCAGAGGUGAGGUCAUCGAUCUGCCAGGACUGGAGCGCGGUCUGCUCGAGGACUUCGUUAAGGACGAACACAAGCGAGACUUGAUCAUGACCAAACGAGUCAAGCCUGAGCGCACUACCGUUAAACCGGGACAGUCCCUCUUGCUCGGUGGUGGGCUCAUUCGGAUCACCCCCGUGAAUCCAGAGGAUACGCUCAUGUCAGCUAGUUUCUUGCCUCUCGAGGGUCACAUCACCAACACGCAAAAGGCUAUAGAGAUACAGGCCGAGGAGCAGCCUUAUCGGGGAACUGUGAUCAUGAAAGAGGGCGUUGGGAAGGAGAUUGCCUCGGCGGGCAAAUUUGAUCUGAGGUGGGAUACCACCACCUCGAACCUGCCCACAUCGCUUGCCAAGGCAAUCAGAGACAAGGGCAUUCCCGUGCCUCAAAUGCCAUACAAAGUCAUGUCGGCCGACAUUCUCGUCGAAGGCUGUGGAUGGAUCGAGCUCAGCAUCCAAGUCCGCAACAGACGGGGCGAGGAGGAGCUUUCGUAUCCGCAGGUGGAGGUCUUCAGUCCCCAGGGCCAACACGUUGGCUCCCGACCUCCGAUCGAAUGUUGGACUUUUAUUGCACACAAAGAGAAGCUCGACAAGCGCAAGCGUGUGCGGAUGCGUCCGAGAUACUCCAAGUAA